UGCUCUUUCCUGGCUGAAUUUUUCAAGGUUAAAAUUUGCUCGUAAGAUGGCGCUGACGCUCGUCAUUUCCUUCGAAACCGACAGACGGCUCCAUGUGAGUCUUGUCGGCGAAUCAAUCCUUAUUCCACGCAUGCACGUUCUCUUCUGCAGGUGUCGGAGGGACAUCGCUGCAAAAGCUUCGAUUGGUACGAAGAUUGUGACCUGCCAUCUAUCCCGAUUGUUGUGCAUGUCGAGGCGACGACGAGGCAUCGCGCGUUGAAGUGCGUGCCGUGUGCUGGCGGUCUUGGCUCCCUAGGCAACGACACGCCAACGGAUGACAAGAGUCGCGCCAGCGUGCCGAGUUCCCUCGCCGAUCUCAGUCUCAUUUCCCAUUUAACGUCAACGAGCACAGGACCAUGGGCGCCGAAGCCUUCAGCAGCAGCAACAGCACCGCCACCUUUCCGGAGAUGGAGAAGGACCUCAAGAUCCCUCGCCACAUCGCCGUCAUUAUCGAUGGCAACCGUCGCUACGGCAAGAACAAGUACGGCUCGGGUACUCGCGGUCACUCGGACGGCACCAAGACCGUCAUGAACUUCACGGACUGGUGCAUCGACGCUGGGGUUGAAGCCCUCACAGUCUUCGCCUUUUCCACGGAGAACUGGAAGCGUGAGAAGGCCGAGAUCGAUGCCUUGAUGAAACUGGUCGAUGGCUUCAUCCACGACAUCCUCGGUGAGGCGCUCACCCGCAACAUCCGAGUGCGAGUGCUGGCCUCCGACAGCCGCAAGCUGCCGGAUUUCCUCGUCAAAUCCAUCCAGGAGGUUGAGACCAAGACCCAACACUGCGAGGCCUUUUACCUCAACCUUUGCGUCAGUUACGGCGCCCGCGAUGAGAUCGUCGGGGCCUGCAAGAAAAUCGCUACCGAGGUGGCCCAGGGUGAAACGAGUAUCGACGACAUCGACGAAGAUCUGGUUGGCCAGCGCAUGCUCACUGCCGGCCUGCCGGAUCCGGACAUCAUGCUCCGUACAUCGGGCGAGCUGCGCAUCAGCAACUUCCUGUUGUUCCAGAUCGCCUACGCAGAGCUCAUUUUCAUGGACAAAUUCUGGCCGGAGGUGACACGCGAAGACCUGCACGACAUCAUUAUCGAGUUCAACCGUCGCAAACGCCGCUUUGGCAAGUAAAGCGCAGUCCGACUACCAACCUCCAAGGUAUCCUAUGCAUAUCUAAUCUGAAGUCGCUGGUCCGAAAGUUGUCCGCGCAGAAUAAUGUCGAUAAGCAAAAACAUGUCUAUACCAGUUAUAUGAACGUUCAGUUCUUUCGUCGA
Molecule: messenger RNA, 1300 nt
Organism: Phytophthora nicotianae INRA-310
Lineage: Eukaryota; Oomycota; Peronosporomycetes; Peronosporales; Peronosporaceae
Product: di-trans,poly-cis-decaprenylcistransferase
Exons: 5
Coding region: 396-1157 (253 amino acids)
Biological process (GO): polyprenol biosynthetic process
Cellular component (GO): endoplasmic reticulum
Source: RefSeq, a predicted model, not a curated record